AACAUUAGAUUAGCGCGAAUAACCCAAUAAAUAAUCAUAAUUUGGUCAACAGUUGAAAUAUUAUUCACUAAUCGCGAUGAUGCAUCGUAUUUAUUAACAAUGACUCCGCAAAGUUUACAAUUUUAUUUUAUUUUGUUUCAGUCUUGUGCUAAUUUAAGGGGGAAACACCUUGCUUGUACAAACAAAACACUCAAACAAGAGAGAAACAUCACAAUAUAUGGACAUAAUAAAAGAUCAUAAAAAAAAGUAGUAUGUUGUGUUCGAAUGUUUUCGCGAAAGCUUUUAUAAAGUUUGAACUUAUAAAGCGUGAAAAUUCAAUUUAAAAAUUAUUGAUUUAGGUAAAAACUGGCGUAAAUACGUCACACCGGGGGUGAAAUUGGGAAAAUAAAAUUUCCCCUUGUCAUUAUUGCGUAAUUGUGUUCAUUUAUAGGUAAAGUGAUGUAAUUUACGUUUGAGAAAUAGCCUUGUUUGUCACAAUGAAAAUUUUGUCAAUGGUAACGGAUUUUUUAUUUUACGUUAUUGACAACCUCGUAUUUUACGAAUUGCCAGAAUUCAGAAAGUUCAAUUUAUUGAUCAUUUCAAGCUAUUCAAACUCUCUCUCGACUUCAGACGCUGGUCUACUAGCUCAUACGCAGUUUUACAGGCUGUGAAUUGGCGUUUUCGACCAGUCGCCUGAAAAUGGCAUCUGUUCUUGGAAGAACGAAUCGUCUCCGAGAUAUCGUUUUCUUCAUCUGUUUUGUUCUGAUUUUGUGUGGUUUGGGCUACGUAACCUACACCGCUGUUCAGAAUGGAAACCCGGCUCGUGUCUUUUGCUCUGCUGACCCUACCCUGUGGAUGUGCGACUCCGUGGAGCGCCAGCCUACUCAUGUUAUGAAUGUGAGUAGAGUGUCUAAAACUGUCAGCUAUCUUUACGAGUCUUUGCUUAGUUAUUGGGGCCGCCUAGUCUUUCAGUGCGUUGGAGUAAUGUUGUUUUCCAUCGCAGUGAUUCUGUUUAUGAUGUAUAUGCCCCCUUUCUUUAACCUUGCCAUGACUGGUUUCGGUAUUGGUAACACCUUUUUCUCGGCUGUGAUCACCUGUUACCUUUGGAAUUGCUACAGGAAAGUUUAUGGGAUAAACAGUGACGUCACAGUGGCUACUUUUCGUUACACAAGAAUGCCUGACAUUGGCAUGUUUUCUUCCCUUUUCCAAACGGAACCGACCCUUUUACUUGGAUUUUGCAUUGGUUGUACCAUUUUGGUGAUGAUUUUUUUGGUCGCUGUCGUUUUGUACAUUAGACAGCAGAAAGACAUCCCCGAAAUGAGUUACAAUUUUAUCAACUCACGUCGACUAGUGCUUAAUAUCCCUGGAUUGCUCAUUGAGCCUUUGGUUACCGCUGUAGCCAUCCUUCUGGUACUUAUGUACUUCGUUUACAUUUGCGCUUGUUUGUUUACUGCGCAGUCGUUUGGAAUUUUUGAUGAAUUUGAUGGAUAUUUUGCGAACCCAGAUAUGGGACGCUAUAUCCUCUUUGCUUUCUUGGUCUUUAUUUGCACCUGGGGAGUGGUAUUCCUUUAUGGUUGCCAACAGGUUGUCGUCGGCUCUCUGAUUGCGCGCUGCAAUGAGGGUAGUAGAAUGGGAAGAUUCCCGACCCUCUGGGCUGUUAGGCAACUGUUGUGUUACAAACUUGGUACCGUUGCAAAAGGAUCGCUGUAUUCUUUGCUCUUUACUUUGCCGGUCAUGAUUAUUGAUUCUUUAUUGAAAAUACCGGCAAUGAAACGCAACUUUUUUACACCGGUAAAAAAGUUGACCGCUUAUUCUCACUCGAAUACUUACGUAUGUGUUGGCUUGUUCAACGAUCCAUACAUGGCUGGCGGUAGACGCGCUGUCUACUUCGACGGUGCAGGGAACGACGGAUUGGCCCGACAAUGGGAUAUUGGAGCUGUGGCCUUUGCAAAGAUUGCAGCAGUUAUUGCAUCCGUUCUAGUUGGCAUAGUGUUUUCUUGGACUUCUGAGACAAAAGAAGAGCUGGUGGAAGCUCUAUAUUCGAUUGCAUUGGUUGCUGUUUUUGCUGGAGUGUUCGCCUCUAGCUAUAUCAGUAGUUUCCAAGCUGUGUUUUACUCUAGCGUACUUUGGGCAAGUGAAGACACGAUUCCUUUUGUUGAUGAGGACUCGAAGAAGGCUUUUGGAAUGGUUUGGCUUACCAAGAGUUUGGUAAAACUUGACCCUCGUAUCGUGAUGAGCUCAGCUCGAUCAUUGUACAGACAGAUCACCGGACAUGGAAACCGCGUUUCUCCGAUAAUGAUGAUGGUGGAUGUUGAAUCUGGAGAGAAACGCCAAGAAGAAGAUGCGAAUGCUGUAUUCAAAUGCAUGGAAGAUGUCCUGAAUGAAGUUGUGACAAGAGCUAUACAGGAAGCAAGCUGCUCCUCAAGCUCAGUGUCUGUCCCUAUGGAUCAAGUAGAAUUCGUAGAUGAAAAACCCGCGAUGAAGAAGAAGGAACCCAAAAUGGAAACGAAGGAUGGCCAGCAGCAGCUCCAGGAAGCUCUUGAAUGCUUCAGGAAGCUCUUCUUGCCAGUUGACCCUUCUCAACUUCCGGAGAGAUCCCACAGUGCUCCACCCAGCGGCGAUGGAUGCAUAAUCGUUGAUGAGACAUUGGGAAGAAGUGAUUCAAUGCCCCAACUUUCGCAAACUGUUGCUAUUGAAAUUGACGUAUUUGACGCAAGUGCUACUGAUUGUAAUGCCGCCGUGCUCACUGUUUAAGCGUCAAAUACAGCCUAGUCU
Messenger RNA from Ciona intestinalis (vase tunicate), 2754 nucleotides. RefSeq lists its product as uncharacterized. Gene Ontology annotation, biological process: transmembrane transport. NCBI's taxonomy places the organism in Eukaryota, Metazoa, Chordata, Ascidiacea, Phlebobranchia, Cionidae. Gene Ontology annotation, cellular component: membrane. Gene Ontology annotation, molecular function: transmembrane transporter activity. The record is from RefSeq and is a predicted model, not a curated record.